UUUGUGUACAGUCACUCCCCAUAAAUAACCACACAAAGUUCCUCUUCCUUGUUGCCUUUUUGUCUCCUAAAGAGCUGGUGUUUUACGUGUUCUCUCAAGUUUGAAAAGACAAGAGAACUGAAACAUUCCUUCCUGUUAAAUUAACUUCUCCUUGUUCUGAAUUGUUGACUAAAGGUGCAUUAACAAGCAACAGAUCAGCACUUCCAGCUCUAAAAUAAAUCAUCCCUCUGAUUCUGGUUUUGGCCGUUGCUUGGCUGUGCCUAGGAGUCAGCAGAGGAGGAGAGAGUUGUUGUUACUGUACAGAGUCAGACGACAGUUUGCUUGCAGAGGUCAAGGGGUCUCGCAUAUUUGGACGACACUGCAGCCUGGGUUCUUCAUGGCUCCAGCUUCUCAAAGUUUGGCGAUUGCCUCUGGUCUGUUGUACUUUCCUCAGUUGUUCUUGGCUGUGUCCAUUGUUUUCCUACUGUUACUCAUCCUGCUCGUGAGUACCUGCAUUUCCUGUUGGAGCCUUCCUGAAAGAAUAAGAAAAGGAAUUAGAAGUCGUGAAGGACAACAUAAAGCGGUGUCUAUGAAGGAGGAUAAUGUUCCUGUUCAACCCAAAGAUGAUCUAAAACUUACAAAUGCUAAUGAAAUGAUUCCAACAAUAAUUGAUCAGCAGACAGGAAAUGUGGGCAACACAUCUCUCCAACGUAUCCCAAGUAUUCCUUUGACCAGUCUUGCACAGAUUGAAGAAAGCAAUGACGACAGUUUGUAUGAAGUUGUGAGAGACAUCCAGCUAGAUGCAUGGCAGCCAGAGCAGGCAUGUCCAGGGCCACAGAGCCUGGAGUACAUGACACCAUGCAAGGAAGUGUCUUCAACAGACCCAAGGCAGAUAAAUGGGUGUGGCAACGAGAACAUGGAUCCAGUAGAAGGACAGACACCAGCACCAAUUUAUGCAAACAUAGUAAAACCGAGAAACAGAGAAUGCCAAUCUCUGGAUCAGGAGAAACUUGAAGCUAAAAAUGAAGUGGAGGUGGAAAAGCCCCCACCUGUCCCAGACAAGCACUUAGAUUAAGAAGAUUCAGCACAGUGCUGAAGAUAUCAGAUAAAGAAAUUACACAGAUGGAAGUCAGUUUAUUAACUGUUAUAUCUACCGCCCAGUAGAACAAAGGCAGGUGCAUGGGAACACCAGCACUUCCAAAUUUCCCUCCAAGGCUGGCAUUUUUUGUCCAUUGUUGCAAUCUCCACAAAUACUGAUAACUUUUAAAAAGAGAUUCAAAUUUCUAGUUACUAGCUGAAAGAAUGACAUGGCAAGAUUUCACAUUUUAAAACUUUUACUGUAUAAAUGUCCAAAAACAUUAGCGACUGAACGCUAUUUUCUUUUAGUAGGCAACUUAUAUUUCAAACUACAGAGACAUUUCCCUUUUAUGCUUAUCACAUAUUGCUAAAAGGACUAAUUCCGUGGGAAGUGCAAACAGUCCAUAGUUACACCCAGCUUCCAAUGGGUUCCCAUAUCCCUGUUUCACCAAGUAGUAACUUUUAAGUGUCUCCAGGCACUUCUCUCAGUUUUUGGAGAGUUCUUUAAAAUCACCAACAGCAGUAAAGCCUGUUCCAGUGAUUCUUCUUUCCCCUGCCAGACCAGGAGAAAUAUCCCAGAAUCCCUAGAAGGUUGCAGAAUGUGUCUCUUUGACUAUAGACCAUCUUCCUCCCACAUCCGUCUGUGGUAGCUCUCAAAGCCAAGCAGCCUCUUCUCUUUGCAGACCACACAGAAACUACUGCCCUUCUGAGAUAUUCAUUGAUUUGUAAGGAAGCCUGUGACGCGAUCUCAAACAUGGCUUCCUUUGCACUCAUCCCCAGUGCAAUGUGAAACACAUUAGCCUUGUAUCUAGGUUGAAAUGCUGAUUAGCUAAGCUUGACCCCAAUUCUCCUUCAUCUUAGAAGUAAAUGGACAGCUUACGGCACAACUGUUUACAACUUGGUACCUUCCACACCUCUUGGAAGACUCAGGGCCUACUGAUUGUAAUCUCAAAAACUGCUGGCAUUGUCUCCAAGUGUCAAUUCCUUGCACCUUCUUCUCAGUAAAACAAUCUAAGCCUUCCAUUGAUCCCUAACAAUCAAGUCACCCAUGCUUACUGUCAGACAGACUGCAGAACAGGUAACAGGACCUCCUUCAUUUACCCUAAAUUUAAAGCUACAGUGCCAAAAUAUAAUAAUCUCAUAAACCUAAUAUUUGUAACAUCAAUAGUUGCCCAUAUAGAAGGGGUUGUGAGCUGCCUUCUUUAAUUGUUGCAGUCCACGUGGUGAAGAUACUCUGUGUUGUUAGGUAGGGUGAUCCAGAAUUUAGACCCAGCAACAAUGAACAAUGAUUUAUGUCCGAAUUGGAAUGCUAAAGUAAACUGGGAAAUUUGGUUAAGGUGUAAGUCAGUAGAGAUACGGGGCAGACAUUUAAGGAGAUGUUUUGAGACACUCAGCAAAGAUACAUUCCAAUGAGAAAGAAAAGUACCAAAUUGAAAGAAAAAGCUUACAAUUCCACGAAGAUUAAUGGCAAGUUGGAAUAUUGGAUAGAAUAUGAAAAACUGCAAAGAAUGGCUAAAAAAAGGGAGGAAGAAAUUAGAGAAUGAGAGAAAACUAGCUAGAAAUAAAGAAAAACAGAUAGUAAGAGUUUCUACAGUUAUCUAAAAAGGAAAAGAAUAAAGCGAAUUUUGAUCUUCUACAGGGUGAGUCUGGGGAGUUAAUGUUGGAAAUAAGGAAAUGGUGGAUGAAUUGAAUAGAUAUUUUUCAUCUGUCUUCAUAAUGGAGGAUACAAAUAACAUCCCAGAAAUAAUUGUGCAUCAAGAGGUGAAAAGGAGGGAGGAACUUAAAACAAUUAGAAUCACCAGGGAAGGAGUAGUGAGAAAAUUAUUAGAAAUAAAAGCCGAUAAGUCCCAGGUCCUGUUGGACUUCAUCCUAGAGUCUUAAAAGAAGUGGCAGCUGAGAUAGUAGUGGCAUUGGUUUUAAUUUUACAAAAUUCCCUAAAUUCUGGAAAGGUCCCAUCAGAUUAAAAAAUAGUGAAUGUGGCUCCUCUAUUCAAGAAAGGCAGGGGGACAGAAAGAAAGAAACUCCAGGCACUUAGCUUAACAUCUGUCAGAGGAAACAUAUCCUUCCUGAGAUGCAGUGGCCAAAUCCACAGCUUCAGCUUGAUUCAGACAUUGUACUUUUGCUAUAAAGAAAUUUCUGAAGAAGUUACAUCUAGAUAUUAAAGACUGAUGAUAACCAUGAAA
Carcharodon carcharias (great white shark) is the source of this 3239-nucleotide messenger RNA. RefSeq lists its product as uncharacterized. The transcript has 5 exons. The record is from RefSeq and is a predicted model, not a curated record. NCBI's taxonomy places the organism in Eukaryota, Metazoa, Chordata, Chondrichthyes, Lamniformes, Lamnidae. The coding region runs from base 377 to 1054 and encodes 225 amino acids.